Messenger RNA from Eublepharis macularius, 1698 nucleotides. RefSeq names its product sex hormone binding globulin (gene SHBG). Gene Ontology annotation, molecular function: steroid binding. NCBI's taxonomy places the organism in Eukaryota, Metazoa, Chordata, Lepidosauria, Squamata, Eublepharidae. Bases 82 to 1344 code for a protein of 420 amino acids. The record is from RefSeq and is a predicted model, not a curated record. The transcript has 8 exons.
UUAACAGGCCGGCAAGCGCCGCCCGCUCGGCAGUCCGGCUCCAGCGCUCGCCCUGCCCUGCCGACCGGGGCUCCCAGCGCCAUGCCCGGCCUCUUCGCUCGGCUGCUGCUGCUGCUGCUCGGGGCUGCCCGCGGAAGCCGAGGCGCCCAGCAAGACCAGUGUUCCCAGUCGCCCGCUAACGAGGCAGGUGCUUUGAACCUCGGGCAGAGAUGGGGAGACCCCUCACCAACAGCCACCAUGACCAUAGACCUGCGUAAAGUCACAAGCGCUACUUCCACCUUUGAGUUCCGCACAUUUGACCCCGAAGGUGUGAUUUUCUACGGGGAUACAAACCCCCGCACCGACUGGUUCGUCCUGGGAUUGCGCCAGGGGAAGCCAGAAAUACAGAUCCACAACACAGUCACGAACAUCAGUGUUUCUGGGGGGCAGCGCAUCAAUGACGGCCAGUGGCACGAGGUCAUGGUGAAGAACGAAGGGGACAGUGUGGUGCUAGGACUGGACGGCGAUGACCUGCUGACUCUUCGGCAAGUUUCUUACGCCAUCAUCGAUAACCCUUCGGCUGAGGUGCGCAUUGCCGUGGGGGGUGUACUCAUCCCCGGAAAUGACUUGCUUGUUCCGAUUAACACAGCCAUGGAUGGCUGCUUGAGACAGUGGAAUUGGUUGAACACGAGCAGCACGUGGCAUGAGGGGGCCACGCUGGAGGGCGAGGGGAUUAAGGCUUGCUUUGCCAACAUCCAGCGGGGCAGCUUCUUCCCAGGACAUGGCCUGGCCAGCUUCCUGCUCUCAGGGCUCCCCACCGGACUCAGCCUUGCUGAUGAGAGUGGGUCCCUGGCUGUGGAGAUGCAGCUCAGUGCCGGCCGGCAGGUGGGGACUGUCCUGGCCAUCUCACCUUUGGAGCAGGGACCUGUCCUCAGCCUGCGACUGCAAGACACGGAUGUGGUGGCCCAACUGGGGGACAAGGCGGUUGUACAGACCCCGCUGCCCAUGACAGGCUGCCAAGGCGUUGAUGUCCUGCUCCGCGUCACUUCGGCUCAGCUCACGUUGCGCCUGAAUGGCCAUGAAACCUCAGAGGCAAUCCAGAAGACGGACUUCGAAGCACUGCGGCAUGUGUGGCUGAGCAAAGAUGGCCGCCUCUUCAUUGGAGGGUUCCCUGGGCAGGGAGAGUCCCCUCAGCCUCAGGAGGAAGGCUUCUUUCGGGGCUGCCUGCGUGAGAUCCGGGUACAGGGACACCAGCUGGACCUGGACAUGGCACACUACAGGAGUCACACCAUCUGGGCGCACAGCUGUCCCGGGAAGGAGAACAUCAACCCCGCAAGCAACUCCAGCUCAGACAACAGCAAUUAAGCGGUGCCAGAUGGGGAGGUCCCACAACACUGGCUGCCUCUCCCCUCCCAUCUCAGCUCCCAGAUCUGCCCCCCUCCCUCCCCCUGUCCCUGAAGAAAUGUGAGCAAAGGUGCUGUUUGGCUGCUAGCUGAAGACCCUGCAGGCUUGCUGUGGCCAGGGGAAAGUAGCGCUAGGUCAGCCUGCCCGCAAUUGUGUCAGGCGCAAUUGUGUCACUUGCACUCCCCUCGAUCACGUAGUGAAUAGGGAGGAAUACACGUGAGUCUGUUCACUUGCCAUUCAAGUGUCAUUCGUCACUUGCAGUUUGGCUCUCAGAGUCAAGCUACAAGUGACGCCUUACACAGGUUGGACACUUGU